AUGGUAAUGGAUGCAGAUUCAUCAGUUGUUGAAGAUGGUCUAACAAUUGCUGAGAGUCAAGCGGUCUGGAAUCUGAUUCAUAGAAAAAUAAUUCAUGCUGUUUACCAAACUUUCGAGUCUUCACCACGAUCAAUUAUAAGUCGCAAAGACACACUACUUGAAAUUUUGCACAAUGCUGUUGAUAUGCAAACGAAAGAUAUUCAAAGCAAAAUCAACAAUUGUUUUAAAACUUUGAUGGUUGUACCCCAAAAAUCUGAGUUCUUUGAUGGUUUUAUCAAAAGAAACUACACUGCACACAAAACAGCCGAAAACGAGUUUCCCCAGGUAUACCAAUUAAUCAAAGGGAUUCCAGAAUUUAAUGUCGCUUAUUCUUUAUAUCUGCAUACCCCUGGUUGGAAUGAGUUCUGCUACUUAUUAGAACAAGCGAUCGUAAAUAAUCAACCAAUCAAUUGA
Ascoidea rubescens DSM 1968 is the source of this 453-nucleotide messenger RNA. RefSeq lists its product as uncharacterized. The transcript has a single exon. The record is from RefSeq and is a predicted model, not a curated record. The coding region runs from base 1 to 453 and encodes 150 amino acids. Lineage: Eukaryota; Fungi; Ascomycota; Saccharomycetes; Ascoideales; Ascoideaceae.